Molecule: messenger RNA, 783 nt
Organism: Fusarium keratoplasticum
Lineage: Eukaryota; Fungi; Ascomycota; Sordariomycetes; Hypocreales; Nectriaceae
Exons: 2
Coding region: 1-783 (260 amino acids)
Biological process (GO): translation
Cellular component (GO): cytosolic small ribosomal subunit; nucleus
Molecular function (GO): RNA binding; structural constituent of ribosome
Source: RefSeq, a predicted model, not a curated record
AUGGCUCACCCCGGUUCUCAGAUCUCCAAGCGGAGAAAGUUCGUCGCUGACGGUGUCUUCUACGCCGAGCUCAACGAGUUCUUCCAGCGCGAGCUCGCUGAGGAGGGCUACUCCGGCGUCGAGGUCCGCGUCACCCCCACUGUCACCGACAUCAUCAUCCGAGCCACCCACACCCAGGAGGUCCUCGGCGAGCAGGGCCGCCGCAUCCGCGAGCUCACCUCGCUCAUCCAGAAGCGAUUCAAGUUCCCCGAGAACUCCGUCUCCCUCUACGCCGCCAAGGUCCAGAACCGUGGUCUCUCCGCCGUCGCCCAGUGCGAGUCCCUCCGCUACAAGCUCCUCAACGGUCUCGCCGUCCGACGUGCCUGCUAUGGUGUCCUCCGCUUCAUCAUGGAGUCUGGCGCCAAGGGUUGCGAGGUUGUCGUCUCUGGCAAGCUCCGUGCUGCCCGUGCCAAGUCCAUGAAGUUCACCGACGGCUUCAUGAUCCACUCUGGUCAGCCCGCCAAGGACUUCAUCGACUCUGCUACCCGCCACGUCCUCCUCCGACAGGGUGUCCUGGGUAUCAAGGUCAAGAUCAUGCGCGGCUCCGACCCCGAGGGCAAGGCCGGUCCCCAGAAGACUCUCCCCGAUGCCGUCACCAUCAUCGAGCCCAAGGAGGAGCAGGCUGUUCUCCAGCCCGUGAGCCAGGACUACGGUGCUAAGGCCGCCCAGGCCCAGGCCGCUCAGGACGCUCGGGUGGCCGAGGAGGAGGGUGCUGAGGAGGCCCAGCCUGCUGCUGAGCAAUAG